This is a messenger RNA of Colletotrichum fioriniae, 681 nucleotides long. RefSeq lists its product as uncharacterized. Gene Ontology annotation, biological process: carbohydrate metabolic process. The record is from RefSeq and is a predicted model, not a curated record. NCBI's taxonomy places the organism in Eukaryota, Fungi, Ascomycota, Sordariomycetes, Glomerellales, Glomerellaceae.
AUGCUCAACUGGGCCGACUCCCAAACCCUCCCCAACGGGCUCUUCAACCUCGCAGAUGAAUCCUUCGGCGGCGACUGGAACUACUACGACACACCACAGUCCGACCUAAACGCCUACAUCCUCUCCUCGACCUUCACAACCGGCUUCGCACAAGACGCAAACGCUCUCGCCAUCUUAGCCGGCGUGCCCCCUUCACCCAACGCCACAUCCUCGAUCCUCUCCACCCUCGCAAGAGACCUCAUCCUCCCCUCUGGCCCCCUAGCCUUCUCAAACUCUACCACAUCCGCCGGCUUCGCGCAGAAGAUCAGUCCUUACGCAUCGUCCUACCACCUCCGCGCAGCACUUUCCACUCGUGACGCGUCCACAGCUCUAACCCUCCUCAAGACCCUCUGGGCACCAAUGGCCGAUCCCAAGCACGAGAAUUACACAGGCUGCUUCUGGGAGACACUGAACCCAGAUGGCACACCCGGUCUAGGCGUCGUAACCUCCCCCUGCCACGGCUGGGCUGCAGGCCCGACAGCGGAACUGAGCCGGUACAUUCUGGGCAUCCAACCUGUUGCGCCCGGGUUCGCGGAGUGGAAGGUUGAGCCGCAGACGUUGGGGCUGGGGUGGGCUAAGGGACGGUAUCCGACUGUGCGUGGAGAUAUUGAUGUCGAGUGGAGGUUUGAAGGCGGGAUGUAG